Messenger RNA from Nestor notabilis (Kea), 1698 nucleotides. It is a transcript of the gene IFNLR1, whose product is annotated as interferon, lambda receptor 1. The transcript has 7 exons. NCBI's taxonomy places the organism in Eukaryota, Metazoa, Chordata, Aves, Psittaciformes, Psittacidae. Gene Ontology annotation, molecular function: protein binding. Bases 1 to 1698 code for a protein of 565 amino acids. The record is from RefSeq and is a predicted model, not a curated record.
AUGUCCACCUGGAGAGUUGGAAUGCUGCUGGCACUGUGCCUCCUGCACCAGGCGAGAGGUCAUGGUAAACUCCUCCCUCCUCAAAAUGUUACGCUGCUGUCAAAGGAUUUUGACAUGAUUUUGACCUGGGCUCCAGGAGAGGGCUCUCCACCAGACGUUACAUACACUGUGCGGUAUGAAAGCCAGGAACGCAUGGACAAAUGGAUGAAGGUUCCUCACUGCAAAAAUACCCGCAGAACCUCUUGCAAUCUGACCUGUGUGCUGCCUGUGUUCGUUAAAGUCCGGGCUCGAGUAAAAGCUGUUUCUGGACAACUGCAGUCACCAUGGGCAGAAUCACAAUUCAAGGAAUACUAUUUGGAUGUGGAACUGGCUCCCCCAGUGCUACAUGUGAAUGUCAAAGAGAACAAAAUCCACGUGAAUGCCUCCUUCCCUUUGGCCGCCUGUGUGGAGAGCAUCUCUUGGAUGUAUGACCUGAACCUCUGGGAAGCUGGAUCCAAUGACAAGAAGCAGUAUGAAGGCAUAUUUAGGAAGAAUACGGUGAGCAUCGAUACCACUGCGCUUAGAGGCAACUACUGCUUAAGUGCCAGAUCUUCCUUCCAGAACAUCGGCUUCAAGCACAGCAAAUUCUCCCAACCAGUGAUGUUAUUUAUGUCUUUUUCAGCAGUGGAAUGGACGUUCCCAUUUUCUGCCAUGAUCCCUGUGUUUGUCCUCCCCAUCUUUCUGACAAGUGCCUUCAUCACCUGCUUGCUGACACAAGAUGUUAAGGGAAAGAAGAUGCCUCAUGCUCUGGAUUUAUCUCAGUCAAAAGCUGCUGGAGCAGCCUUCCACUGUGAGCUCAGUAAAGAGGAAUUCUUCAGGGACUGUCUCAUCUGCACCGAGAAGCCAGUAUCACAAAGGAAGACAGAGAAAGCUUUAGCAAGAAACAAUCUACCAUGGGUGGCUUCUUUCCUAUCAUCAUCAUCAUCAUCAUCAUCAUCAUCAUCAUUGGAGAAAGAGGAGGAGGAAGAAGACAGCAGUAUGUUCACCCCAUACACUGAAAUGCAGUUUCCAAACAGGUAUCUCAACUGUCAAGCAUCUCAGGCGGAAUCCAGCUUGGACUCUGGAUCUAGAGGCCUCUCCAUGGAGAGUGAAUCUCUGCUUGACCUAAGAGCCUUGGGUUUCUCUUUCUUUCCAAUGAGAAAGAAUGAGGUGGACACUUCAGAAUCCCAAGGGAAUGAGAGGGCAUCCCUUUCUCACAGUUCCUCUUUGGGAAGAAUAUCACUCACUGAUGUGAGAUUCCCAGAUCCCAGGGAACAGAGACAGCAGGAUACAGCCAGGGAUGAAUGCCUGGGAAUGGCGCCUUUGCAACCACUGAUGAAGGGCACUUGUUUCAGGCUCCCAGCCGGGGAGCACUGCCUGCACAGGCAGGGUUAUCAUUCCCCCAGGUGUUACCAGCAACCAGCAGCUGAUCUACAGGCCCAGCUCAGGGAUAUCUCCUGGCUCAGUGUGGAUCCCAGCACGGAGCUGCUCAUUUCCUUCCAGACAUUACAGGUGGCAGAAGACGAAGGCAUUGCAAGUGACUGUGACAGCAAGUGUUUUAUGGAAGGGACACCCCCCACACCCACGGUGCUCAGUGAUGCAUUUGAAACUUCAAAUAUGGAGGAAAAAUAUGAUCACAAGUUUAAGUUCAAAGGUUCCCAUUAUAUGGGAAGGAGCUAG